Messenger RNA from Paramecium octaurelia, 2373 nucleotides. Lineage: Eukaryota; Ciliophora; Oligohymenophorea; Peniculida; Parameciidae. The record is from the annotation of a GenBank genome assembly.
AUGACUGAAGAAAAUUUACUCUAUGCUGCAGAUUACUUUGCUUUUUUGGGUAAAAAAAUAUCCGAUCAUGAAAUUUAAUCGAUGCUACCUUUUUUUGAUUGUGAAGAACCUGGUCAUUAGGGAAAUGCUUUGGAUUAAGUUUGUUUGGAUUCUGAAUGCAAGUACAAGGGACUUUGUUGUGUGAGAUGUCAAUAUCAAAAGCAUAGGUUUCACCCCAAUUCAGUUUAUCCUUUACAUACCUUUGUCUCAUAAUUGAUCAAUCAACUUUCUAGUAGGAAGAUUAUUUUGGAAGAGUAGAGAAAAAAAUGUAACCUAUAUCGAGAUGUGGUAAUUUCGAUAUUGAGGGAUUACUUGAAUAACAUCAUUGAGCAUAUGUCUAUAAUAGUUGCUUCAUUGCAUAAAUAUUUUACAAGUUUCGAAAAUGCAUUUGAAACUACAAUAAUAAAAAGUCAUAUAAUAGCGCAUUCCUUAAUUUACAAGAAACACAUACCAAAGGAUAAGUUUGAAAAAUUUGUAAGAGAAGGCAUAAAAGGAGUCUCUUUUUAAAACCAAGAACCCAAGAAAACAGUUUCAAACGAUUAUUAUAUUUUAAAUUAAAGUAAACCCACUAGAUUAGAAGAAAAGCUUAAGUAAGAGUACGGAAACAUUAUAAUUAAUGAAUAGGAAAAAGCAUUUGAGAUGACUUCAGAUUACAUUGAUAUCAUGUAGAAUGUUGCUUAAAAGUUAUAAACAAUAUUAAAGAAGUCUUAAGAUUAUUUGGCAGUGGAAGUCGAUUUGAAUAAAUUGUCACCUCGAAUACCAAAAUUUGAGUUGGCAUAACUCUAGGAAUUCGAUUAAAAAUUUAAAAAGCAAUUCCAAGUAGAUGGAGCAUUCAGUAUUUUCAAAGGAAUACCUCCUCCAGCUCCUCAAAAAAAGGAACAAGAACAAAUUGUGAAAUUAAACACUUCUGCCAUUCCUACUUUAAACGAUUAUCUACAUAAAGAGACCCAAAAUACCAUAAUAGAUCCUUCUCGACAAAAGUGUAUUUUGGGCAUGUUGUUUGAGACAUUGAGCAAUUGUUCUAUAUUGAAAUUAGGGAGUGUAAAAUCCACGUAAUCAGAAGUCAGUUGUUUUGUUCCAUUGAAUUCAGAGCUAAUAGCUAUAGCGUAUUACUAUAAUUAAAUGUAGAGCUCGGUUUAAUCCGUAUAUCGAAGUGUAUAGGAUUUAGGACAAGAAAAUAAUCCAAAAGAUUGACACUAAAAGCCAAUAAGGAGUGAAAUGCUUAUUGGCAAUGAGUAAGCCUUUGUUGUACACCAAUACAACAGCUGAAAGUGAGAUAACGUUGGUAGUUGGUUAAUAUUAUGACUCUGGAUAGUUAUUGUCUUAUCAGUUGCAGAUUUUCAGAAAUGAAGGUCGAUACACAAUUAAUUCUUAGCCAGCAGGGUAAUUUCAUAAACCUGAUCAAUAAUCUGCAGCCACUUGUUUUGCGGAAUUAUAUUCAGGUGAGUUUUUUGUGGCAGGAUACUCUACUGGGAGUGUUUCGAUAUAUCAUAUAUAGAAUCCAUAGGCUUUGCAUGGUAUUUAGAAUGAAUUUAAUAGUUCUGAAUUUUCUGUAUGAGAAGCCAGUACAAGGAAUAAGUAUUGUGGAACCUGGAAAACUGUUCAUGACAUUUUCAUAAGAUAAAAGCAGAUUGCAUAUGAUUAAUAGUAUAAAUUCAGAAAGAGUUGUGCAUAAUGUGUCACAAGUAAAGAUGUUGGCCAACAAUACCUUUUAAAUCAUAAGUACGGAUGCAUUAAAUGAUGAUAAGAGUACAUUAAAGUUAAUGCAUUUUGUUUGUGGGGAAUAGUAUUAAAUUGAAUUAUAUUAAGAAAGGAAUAUCAUGGAGGCGAUUAGAAAGAGCAAGGAUUGAGAUUUCUGAGGAUGAUGAAAGAUGAUUCCAAGUUGUCUUUGGUUGAAGAAGGCAGCAUAUCCAAUUUUAGAGAUUUGGGAGUUUAGAAUUCAGUCAAAGAUCUGAUUGUUUUGGAGCCCAGGAAGAAAAUGAGUAAGAUUUGGGUGUUGGCUGUCGGGGAAAAUAACAAAUUGCAAUUGUGGGAAGUGAGAAGAGCUAUGAGUUAGGUAAACAUAUGAGGAAAUAAUAAUAGAAUAUCAAAUUAUGGGAAAAGGAUUUGGAAGAUUUCUUAAAGCCUAUUAAUCACAGUAUAAUCAAAGGGAAAAUGAUUGCGGAAAGUCAGGAGUAUACAACAUUGAAAUACUUUGAUGUGGGACCUAAGGUUAACAUUUUAAGGGUUACAGAGAAUCCAUAAAAUGGGAGGUUCAACAUUUUAAUCGGAGUCAUAAAUCACGAAAGCAAAACAGAUGUGGAUAUCUUUGAUGUGGAACUCAUGAGUUAUUGA